AUGCUCAACUCAGAUGAGCAUGAACAUGACGAAGUCCACCUUCGAGAUCAAGAUCAAGAUCAAGACCCGGGUCAAAACAACGUCACACAUGCGCAAGGUUCCACUCGGAAUGCAAACACAAGAUCAAGUACACUGCCUCACCUACGGAACAAGUCCGCCCUUUAUGCUCCUCUUACGGAUCCUAACACAGGAAUUCCUAUCGUAUAUGCUACACAUAAAGUGUAG
This is a messenger RNA of Linderina pennispora, 225 nucleotides long. RefSeq lists its product as uncharacterized. Bases 1 to 225 code for a protein of 74 amino acids. NCBI's taxonomy places the organism in Eukaryota, Fungi, Kickxellomycota, Kickxellomycetes, Kickxellales, Kickxellaceae. The record is from RefSeq and is a predicted model, not a curated record. The transcript has a single exon.